Molecule: messenger RNA, 642 nt
Organism: Mesorhabditis belari
Lineage: Eukaryota; Metazoa; Nematoda; Chromadorea; Rhabditida; Rhabditidae
Source: the annotation of a GenBank genome assembly
AUGGCACAGAAAUUGUUACCGCAAGGAAUCAAAGCAGCUACCGUCAUUACUCUGACACCGAAGUGCGGCUCCUCUCGCUCGGAAUUGAAAGAGAGAAAUCUUGUUGCAUAUUAUUGUAUCGCUACUUGUUUGGGAGAGAUUGUUGUCGGCUUAAUCUUCACCUCAGUCAGCAAGAAGUACCACAACUUUGGACUGAUCCCGGUUUUCAUAUUGACGUGCAUCUUCUUUGUAAUGGUAACGGUGCUGACAUUGAUCUAUACGCCGGCUCAAUCUUCAUUAAAGCCAACAAAAGAACUUGCGAUUUUGGAGCCAAGCGCCUGGAUCGGCAUACUAGUUGGUGUUCUUUAUGGCUGUCUCGAUGGAGCGGCGUGUAAUGCAAGAAUGGUUGCUGCUGCUAAAGGACUGCCAGAGUCACCAGCAAUCGCUUUCAGUGUAGCGAAAUUCUAUCAGGCCGGUUCUGCUAUGAUCUUUCUCUUCUUGGGCUCCAAAAUGAACAUUCAUCAAAUUCUCUAUCUUUCUGGCUUUCUGAUGAUUAUCAGUAUCGGCUGUUACAUCUCAUUCCUUCGAGACUUAAAAGUUUCAAGAAUUGGCAGCAUUACAGAAGGAAUUGAGGAAAGUGGAGAUGAGAAGAUUUUGAGUGAA